CGGGGGAAACCCUUUUGACUCGAAAUAAGAGAAGGCUGUGUUGGGUAUAUAUAAAAAAAAGAAGGAAAAAAAAAAGAAAAAAGGGGAGGAGGAUGGCAGGAAAGAAAGUGGUGGUGGUGCCAGACGCAGCGGCAGUAAGAAGCGUACGUACGUGCUUUAUCUUAGCGGCUGAGUGUGACGUGAUAUUGCAGCCUUGCUUCGAGAGCUCUGCAAGCACCAAGCAAAAGCGCGUCUAUUUCUCUUUGUGUUAUAACUCACAAGUCAAGCCAAACAUCUCACAUCCACCCACCAAAAGGAUCUUUUCUUUCUUUUUCCCCUCUACUCAUCUUUUUUUUUUUCCAAAACGAGUGGAGAAACGCGACUUUACCAGAGGCGAAACCAUUUGGGAGAGAGAGAAAAAAAAUAGACGAUUUAAUUUAUAGUAACACAGUAAAGAAUUCGCUCGCUUCUUCUCAUCACUCCAAGAAUUUCUUCUUUCCUUCUCCUUUUUUCCCCCCCUGUCUCCUCUCUCUCUCUCUCUUGGUAUUUCUCUCUUCUGCUCGGUGGCUGUCGUGCGUUUGUUGCGCUCCGGUUUUGAUGGGAAAAAGCCAGCAGAAGAAGAGGAAGAGGACAGGGAGGAUAUGAGCGGGCAGAGCGGAGUGUAACGCAUUUUAUUUCCAUCCACUGAACCAUCUUGUUGCGCCGGACUUCUAUUGUCGGGAAUGGGGAGUAUUGAUUCACCGAAGGACUGCAGAAUUUAUUUAUAAGGAUGUGGCCAGUGUUGGGAAAAUAGCCAUAGCUUCCGCAGUGUAAGGCCAAAUGACAUAGGAUGAAGGCUGUUCGAAACCUGUUGAUUUAUAUAUUUUCCACCUAUCUUCUGGUUAUGUUUGGAUUAACUGGUGCCCAAGAUUAUUGGUGUUCCACUCUGGUCAAGGGGGUCAUUUAUGGAUCAUACUCGGUGUCUGAAAUGUUUCCCAAGAACUACACAAACUGUACGUGGACGCUGGAGAACCCAGACCCAACCAAAUACAGCAUCUACCUUAAACUAUACAAGCGAGACUUGAGCUGCUCCGAGUACUCUUUGCUUGCUUAUCAGUUUGAUCACUACUCACACGAGAAGAUAAACGAGUUGCUCAAAGUGAACGCAUCCAUUGUAUAUCUCUGUGAUUCAAAGAAUAAUUACAUAUUUUUGCUGUACGACAAAAAUUUUGCUCAGCUCCGGAGAGUUUUUCCUUACGAUUACAAUGGAUUGACGCCACAGAAGCUGGAUGAGGAGGAGCAGUCUAUCCUGGAGUUCUUAGUAUUGAAUAAGGCGAGCCCUAGCCAGUUUGGGUGUCAAGUGCUUUGUACGUGGCUGGAAAACUGCCUGAAAGCAGAGAAAGGGACAGUGGAGGCAUGUGGGAUCGUGUACACCAAAUGCACAUGUCCUCAGCAUUUAGGCGAUGGAGAAUCAGAGAGCAUGCUCAUGCUCAAUAAUGUGGUUUUACCUUUAAACCCACAAACGGAGGGUUGCUUGUCACCUCAGCUACAUGUCGGUCAAAUCUGCAAUCUGAGUGCAGAAGUAAGACGGCCUCCUAAAGAAGAAUAUGGAAUGAUCGGAGAGCAUACAGUAAAAAGUCAGCGGCCACGAUCAGUUCAUGACACAAAGGCCCUGAAGGAGCAAGCUGAAUCUGCUAAAUUUAUGGCACAAACUGGUGAAUCAGGUGCAGAGGAGUGGUCCCAGUGGAGCUCAUGCUCUGUAACAUGUGGUCAAGGGUCGCACGUGCGAACAAGAACAUGUGUCUCACCAUACGGAACACACUGCAGCGGCCCUUUAAGAGAAUCAAGGGUUUGCAAUAACACUGCCCCUUGUCCAGUACACGGUGUAUGGGAGGAAUGGUCACCGUGGAGCCUGUGCUCAUUCACAUGUGGCCGGGGUCACCGCACUAGGACUAGGAUGUGUGCUCCUCCCCAGCACGGAGGCAGGGCCUGUGAUGGACCUGAGACCCAGACUAAACUUUGCAACAUAGCCCUGUGCCCAGUGGACGGACAGUGGCAGGAGUGGAGCUCUUGGAGCGAUUGCUCGGUGACCUGUGCCAAUGGCACUCAGCAGAGGACCAGGCAGUGCUCAGCAGCCGCCCAUGGGGGAUCUGAGUGUCGCGGUCACUGGGCAGAAAGCAGAGAGUGCCAUAAUCCUGACUGCACAGCUAAUGGCCAGUGGAAUCCCUGGGGUCCGUGGAGCGGCUGCUCUAAGUCCUGUGAUGGAGGAGGGCAAAGGCGUGUCAGAGUGUGUCAGGGGGUGGCGGUGACCGGGCAGCAGUGUGAUGGGAACGGAGAAGAAGUUCGAAAGUGUAGUGACCAACGCUGCCCAGCACCGUAUGAGAUUUGUCCAGAGGACUAUGCAAUGUCGAUGGUGUGGAGACGGACCCCUUCGGGAGAGCUCGCUUUCAACCGAUGCCCACCCAAUGCUACAGGCACCACUAGUCGACGCUGCUCUUUGGAUCACCGCGGCAUGGCCUAUUGGGAGAAGCCCAGCUACGCUCGAUGCAUAACAAAUGAAUUCAGAUACUUGCAGCAAACAGUUCAGAGCCAUCUUGCGAAGGGCCAGAGGACUCUGGCGGGGGACGGCAUGUCCAAGGUUACCAAGAACCUGCUGAACUACACCCAGCCGAGGAACUUCUAUGCCGGUGACCUACUCUCAUCAGUGGAGAUCCUUCGCAAUGUGACAGAGACCUUCAAGAGGGCGAGCUACGAGCCUUCCUCAGAUGACGUUCAAAACUUUUUUCAAAUCAUCAGCAACCUCUUGGAGGAGGAAAAUCAGGAGAAAUGGGAAGAUGCACAAAAGAUCUACCCUGCGGCAGUGGAACUCAUGCAGGUCAUAGAGGAGUUCAUUCAUAUUGUUGGACUGGGCAUGAAGGAUUUCCACAAUGCCUAUCUGAUGACCGGAAACUUGGUGGCCAGCAUCCAGAGACUUCCAGCCGUGUCUGUGAUGACUGACAUCAACUUCCCCAUGAAAGGUCGUAAAGGCAUGGUUGACUGGGCCAGGAACUCGGAAGAUAAAGUGGUCAUCCCAAAGGGCCUCUUUGUUUCCCAUUCAGCAGACAUAGAAGGAUCACCUGUGUUCAUUUUGGGAACGGUUCUCUACAAAACACUUGGACUCAUGCUACCUUCACCAAAGAACCUCACUGCUGUGAACUCCAAGGUUAUUGCUGUGACUAUAAGACCUGAGCCCAAGGCGACUGAGUCCCACCUGGAGAUUGAGUUGGCUCACCUGGCAAAUGGAACAAUGAAGCCUUACUGUGCACUCUGGGACAGCACCAUAAUGGGCCCUCUGUGGAUUGGGUUUCAGAUUGGUGCUUGUUUUGAUUGCUUCUCUACUUCAGGCGAUAAUAAAGAUUUACUGUCCUGCAUGAACCACGCGUACACCCUCUCACCAACUGGUUUGUCUCUGUCUUCUCAACAGACUAUGGAGUACUCAGGGGUCCCAUCUGUGACACUGAUAGUUGGCUGUGGUUUGUCUUGCCUCGCCUUGAUCACACUGGCAGUCAUCUAUGCCAUCUUAUGGAGAUAUAUUCGAUCUGAACGAUCCAUUAUCCUGCUGAACUUCUGCCUAUCUAUAGUCUGCUCGAACAUACUAAUCCUUGUUGGACAAACACAAACCCACAAUGUGGGUGUGUGCAUCAUGACAACUGCCUUCCUGCACUUCUUCUUCCUAGCGUCCUUCUGCUGGGUCCUUACGGAAGCCUGGCAGUCCUACAUGGCGGUGACAGGGAAGGUUCGCACCAGGCUCAUCCGGAAGCGUUUCCUGUGUCUUGGCUGGGGAUUGCCAGCUUUAGUUGUCGCCAUUUCAAUGGGAUUCACUAAAACAAAGGGCUACGGAACACCCUUAUACUGUUGGCUCUCCUUGGAGGGUGGGCUCCUGUAUGCCUUUGUUGGACCCGCAGCAGCUGUUGUUUUGGUCAACAUGGUGAUCGGUAUCUUGGUAUUCAAUAAGUUAGUGUCCAGAGAUGGAAUCCUGGACAAGAAGCUGAAGCAUCGUGCAGGACAGAUGAGUGAGCCGCAUACAGGAUUAACUCUCAAGUGUGCCAAAUGCGGUGUUGUAUCAACAACUGCUUUAUCAGCAACAACAGCAAGCAAUGCAAUGGCGUCGCUGUGGAGCUCCUGUGUCGUCCUACCCCUGCUGGCUCUGACCUGGAUGUCCGCCGUGCUCGCCAUGACGGACAAGCGUUCCAUUCUCUUCCAGAUCCUCUUUGCCGUCUUUGACUCCUUGCAGGGGUUCGUCAUUGUGAUGGUGCACUGCAUCCUACGGAGAGAGGUGCAAGACGCUUUCAGAUGCCGGCUCAGGAACUGUCAAGAUCCAAUCAGUGGUGAUGCAACAGGAACCUUCCCUAAUGGGCAUGCUCAGAUAAUGACAGACUUUGAGAAAGAUGUGGACAUCGCCUGCCGAUCAGCGCUCCACAAGGACAUGGGCUCGUGUCGUGCUGCCACCAUAACAGGCACGCUCUCCCGCAUUUCCCUCAACGAUGAGGAGGAUGAGAAAGCGCCUGAGGGCCUCAACUACUCCACGUUGCCAGGCAACAUCAUCUCCAAAGUGAUAAUCCAGCAGCCUUCAGCUUUGCACAUGCCAGUAGGAAUUGGCGACCUGAAAGACCAGUGCAUGUCUGACAGCAAUGCCGACAUGCGCCGCACAGUCUACCUGUGCACCGACGACGGCAUGCGCCAGAGCGACCACGACAUGGGCGGCCACGACAUGGAGGGCCGCCCGACGCACGGCCAAAUGAUGGAGACGGACUACAUAGUGAUGCCUCGCGCCUCGGCGGGUGUAGUGUCGGGGUCGGCCACCCUGCCCACCCUUAUUAAAGAGGAGCCCAAGAUGACCGCUGCCAUGGAUACACUGCCCCACGAGAGGCUAAAGCAUUACAAGAUAAGCCCUGACUUCAAUAUCAACCCGUCGGGCAUGGACCACAUGAAUGUGAACCUGGAGCACCAGUAUCCUAGUGCUCCAGAGCAGAUGCAAACCCUGCCCUUUGAACCUCGCACAGCUGUUAAGAACUUCCUUGCAGAAAUGGAGGAAACUGGGGGCCUAUCUCGGAGUGACACUGGCUCCACGAUAUCAAUGAGCUCCCUGGAGAGAAGAAAGUCGAGAUAUUCCGAUCUAGACUUUGAGAAAGUCAUGCACACCAGGAAAAGACACAUGGAGCUGUUCCAGGAACUGAAUCAGAAAUUUCAAACCCUGGACCGAUUUCGAGACAUACCAAAUAUGGGCAGCAUGGACAAGGCAAUGCCAAAACAGAAUCCAUGGGAGAGCUACAAUCCAGCCUGUGAGUACCAGAACUACGCCACUAUGAAUGUACUAGAAUCCGAUCCCAAGGACUCACUGGAGAUGACGGCUGCAGAGUGGGAGAAGUGUGUCAACCUACCCUUAGAUGUCCAGGAAGGAGACUUCCAGACAGAAGUGUAAAGGGUGAAGAAGAUGGAGAGGGGAAAAAAAUGCAAACUUGGAAAGGAGGAGAAGGGGAUGUAUUUUGCACUGAUUAAAGCAACAGACUUUUCUAACAGCCUUGGCAAACAUAUCUGGAUCUUACGAGCGUGGCAGGGACAUAAUGUGCCAAUACAAUAUAAGGACUGGGGAGAGAGGAAAAAAAAAAAAAGUAAAAGAAAAAGGGAUAAAAACAUCAGUGUUACUUUUUGUAUUCUCACUAGUGUACUUAGUGUGGGGCAGCCUGGUGUACAAUAUUUACCAUCCUGUGUUACCAAUUAUCUGUGGAGGAAUUGGCUGAAAAAAAAAAAAA
Poecilia latipinna (sailfin molly) is the source of this 5750-nucleotide messenger RNA. It is a transcript of the gene adgrb3, whose product is annotated as adhesion G protein-coupled receptor B3. Gene Ontology annotation, biological process: cell surface receptor signaling pathway; negative regulation of angiogenesis; G protein-coupled receptor signaling pathway. The transcript has 30 exons. NCBI's taxonomy places the organism in Eukaryota, Metazoa, Chordata, Actinopteri, Cyprinodontiformes, Poeciliidae. Gene Ontology annotation, cellular component: plasma membrane. The record is from RefSeq and is a predicted model, not a curated record. Gene Ontology annotation, molecular function: G protein-coupled receptor activity. The coding region runs from base 809 to 5419 and encodes 1536 amino acids.